AUGGCCAACUCCACGAGCCUUUGCAGGUCGACGCAGAUCACCUGUGACCAGGCCGGGCACGUCAUAGAGCUCGACCUGGCCUACACAAGUCUGAACGGCACACUUGACAAGUUAGACUUCUCAGCCUUUCCCCACUUGAGCAGUCUCACCCUGAUCCGGAAUGGUCUAUUCGGUACGAUUCCAGCAGGGAUUGGCAACCUGACGAGCUUGGUCAGGCUGAGGAUCAUGGAGAACCCGUACUUAAGGGGGCGCAUUCCACACAGCAUUGGACAACUGAAACAACUUUCUCAUCUGCAACUGGAAGCUUUGGGGCUCGAUAGCACACUACCUCAAGAGAUUGGCAACUUGACAAGCUUGAUAUCGCUCACUAUCAAUUUGGCUACUUUGGCAGGAUCGAUACCACCAACAAUUGGGAUGCUCAUGAAGCUCCGCGAGUUGAGCCUAGGCAAUAAUUUGACAGGGAGCAUCCCAAUGGAGAUUGGAAACAUGACAGGACUGCAGACCCUAAACCUUGAGGAUAACUAUUUGGGAGGGCAGCUGCCAGGUACCAUCUCUCAUUUGGUCAAACUCCAGUCUUUGCUUCUGUCAGAAAAUCAGCUGGUAGGUCACAUCUUCCCCGGGCUUGGAAAUAGCAGCCUCCUUGAGGUAAUCUACAUUGCAAACAACAACUUCUCUGGGGCGUUCCCAUCAUCCAUUUGCGUAAAAGGAGCACUGUGGAGAGUUUUUGCUGAAUAUAAUGGAUUUACCGGUAUUCACCCCCAGGCCUUUCAAAACUGCACAACCCUGCAAUAUGUUGACUUCACGGCAAACAACAUUGUUGCAGAGCUAAGGGACUGUUUUAGUGAGCAUCCAGGACACCUGUACCACAUGGCUUUCAGCCAUAACCAGCUGCAUGGCACACUUCUGACUGAUCGGGGUGAGGAUUUCCUUUGUAACCGUACUAAUUUAGGCUUCCUAGACCUAUCAAACAAUGUCUUACAUGGAGGUUUUUCCAAGUGUUUCUGGGACUUGCCAAAUUUGCAAUUCCUGGAUCUGUCCAGCAACUCUUUCAGUGGUGUAGUUCCGUUCUCGAGGACAUGUCAAGAACGUCUUAAAUUUCUACUCCUAGCCAAUAACAAUUUUACAGGAACCUUUCCUCUGGGUCUUAAGAGAUGCAAAAAGCUUGCUGUUCUAGAUCUUGGAGACAAUGAUUUUUCUGACAUGGCCGGUAUCGACUUGUCUGGAAACUCGUUGUCACAGGAGAUCCCAAAUGGGUUCACAACCCUUCUUGGACUCAGAUACCUGAACUUAUCAGGAAAUCAUCUGUCAGGUUGUAUCCCUGAAGACAUUGGCAAUCUAGUACUGCUGGAAUCCUUGGACCUUUCUCGGAACCAACUCAGGGGGGAAAUUCCUCGAGGCUUUGCAGAUUUGAAGAGCAUAAGCAAUCUGAACCUCUCAACCAACAUGUUAUCAGGGAGGAUACCUAUGGGUGAUCAGCUGCGGACACUUGAUGACCCGUCAAUAUACAGCAAUAAUCUUGGGUUAUGCGGAUUUCCGUUGGAAGACUGCGUAAGCUCGUCAACACCGACGCAACCUGAAACGAGUCUGGAUGAAGAUAGAGAGGCGCUGUGGUUUUACUGCUUUGUGGCUGCUGGGUUUAUCUCUGGGUUCUGGCUAUACUUGGGCUUCUUGUUUCGCAGCGAGACAUGGAGAUAUUCAUUCUAUCAGUAUGUGGACAACAUGCAAGCGAAGGUGACCAAGAAUAUACGAAGCUGCAUUUCGUGCUUCCAGGUUAAAGGGCCUGAAUGA
This is a messenger RNA of Triticum dicoccoides, 1788 nucleotides long. Its product is annotated as MDIS1-interacting receptor like kinase 2-like. The record is from RefSeq and is a predicted model, not a curated record. Gene Ontology annotation, molecular function: protein binding. Bases 1 to 1788 code for a protein of 595 amino acids. Lineage: Eukaryota; Viridiplantae; Streptophyta; Magnoliopsida; Poales; Poaceae. The transcript has 2 exons.